GUUUCGAUAACCGCUGAUCAUCGCGGGCUCAAUUACCUUCCGUGUCGUGAAAAUACGCCACGCUUUCACGAGAAAAAAAAUAAUAAUUUAGCCUUCCUUUCCCUUAAUUUCUCCUAGAAAUGUCGAGACGAGGUAGCCGAGGCAAACCCAACCACAAGGGAAGACGAAGACAUUUUACCGAUGAAGAAGACUUAAAAAUGGAGCUAGAAAAAGAAAAACGCAAGGAAGAAUGGCGGGAAAGAAGAGGUGAAAUUUCCUCUGACGAUGAAGAAGAAAAAGCAGAAUCCAACCCUGCCCAACUCAAGGAGGGUGACAGUGAUUCAGCCUCUGAUGAUGACGAGGAAGCUAAACCCACUGGAGUGCAAGCCUUGAUAGAGAUUGAAAACCCAAACAGAGUCCUACAGAAAACAAAAAAGGUUACUGAAAUUGAUGAUGCACCUGCUCCAGCGCAGUUAUCAAGAAGGGAAAAAGAGGAGAUCGCUAAGCAACAGGCAAAACUUAGAUAUCAGAAGCUGCAAGCCGAAGGAAAGACAGACCAAGCUAAGGCUGAUCUCGCCCGUCUCGCAAUCAUCAGAAAAGAAAGAGAGAUGGCAGCUAAAAAGAGAGAAGAGGAGAGAAAAGCCAAAGAAGCAGCAACAGCAACCAAGAUGGGGAAAGGAAAAUGAUAGGAAUAUUUACAAUUGUAUUUUGAUUCAUGUAACUAUAGAUACCAAAAUAAAAAAAACCUGUCAAGUCGUAUUUUGCUAGCGACAUUGAUUGUACCUUGACACGGUACCUUUCUUUUUGAAAAAUGUUUAAGUCUCAUGUGGUCAAUAACAUACUAAAAGCCUAACAAAAUCCGAGCAUGGGAACUUUGGUAAAUUUUCUUUUUGUGACCAUCUUGGAUUCUACUGUUAUUUAUGUCUCAGUAGCUGCGUAUUCAGUGAAACUUCCUAAUGAGUUAAGCUCUUACAAUAAUUAUUGUCGCAUUUGAAAAAAAAUCAAUCUAUGCUUUGUAAGGAAUGCAUUAUUUUUCUCACUAAAAAUAUUUCGUUAACAAUACUUAGGCACCAAACAUGAAUGUAGAAAAUUACCAUACAAUCCAAAAUGGCUUACAAUUAUUUUCUUGUUAUGAUUUCUUUUGAAGUGAUAUAUGUAGAUGCUUAUUUAGAUGUCCACAUGCUCUGAUAUUGGUAGACUUUCAGUAUGUUGUAAGUCAUAGCUGCAGGAUUUAAAUCUGCUAGGUGUGUACAGCUUGAAUUUGUUCCUGGCCUGUAUUGUAUUAUUUCUGGUGUGAUAUGAUUGGACUGUGCCCUUGAUAAUCUCAAAAAUGUUGUCAAAAGACAAAUACUAAAAUAAUACUUUGUAAGCUGUAGUAAAAUGUCAAGAGGUAAAUUGCCUAUAAUUAUGAGAACACCCUUUAACAAAAAUCUGUAUCUUCUUGUCACAAGAUAUUUGGUAUGGAGUGCCUUGAGACCUCAAGGGAAACCAAAAAAACCUUAUGUACCUCCUUAUGUAACUAAGGGCGUGAGUCUGGACUCUACUGUAUUAAAUGUGGUUUUACUGUGGCUAUUUUGAUCAUCAACACACAAUGACUGUCAGACCAACACAAGUUGCCAACAUAAAGGCGAGUUUAAAACAUGGUAUAAGCCAUAUACCAUCUGUUAAAGCAUUUCUGAGUAUUUAUGGUUCAUUUCUUUCUUUUCUGUAUAUUUCUUUGUUUAUAAUUUCCAAUAAAGAAUGUUAAACAUG
Messenger RNA from Nematostella vectensis (starlet sea anemone), 1731 nucleotides. RefSeq names its product 28 kDa heat- and acid-stable phosphoprotein. The transcript is spliced from 6 exons. Gene Ontology annotation, molecular function: RNA binding. Bases 120 to 665 code for a protein of 181 amino acids. NCBI's taxonomy places the organism in Eukaryota, Metazoa, Cnidaria, Anthozoa, Actiniaria, Edwardsiidae. The record is from RefSeq and is a predicted model, not a curated record. Gene Ontology annotation, cellular component: cytosol.